Messenger RNA from Striga hermonthica, 1506 nucleotides. NCBI's taxonomy places the organism in Eukaryota, Viridiplantae, Streptophyta, Magnoliopsida, Lamiales, Orobanchaceae. The record is from the annotation of a GenBank genome assembly.
AUGGGGAAGAAUUAUGCCGUAGCGAGAAAUAAGGCAUGGGGUAGAUUGACUAUAGAGGCAGUUGCUACACUCGAAAUUACAAGCGUGCCUCGGGACAAUGGAGGUGUAAAAGUGUAUCAAAAUGCCUUGAGGAUGGAUUUGGAUUCAGUUAGGUCAAUUUCCUCUGAUUCCAAGGCAGAAUCUUCAAACGAUGGCUCAACAGAGAUGGAUGAGAGGGAAAAGAUGAGACGGGAGAAGAUUUCGAAAGCGAACAAAGGAAAUGUACCAUGGAACAAAGGAAGGAAACAUAGCCCAGAGACAUUGCAGAAAAUCAAAGAGAGAACCUGGCUGGCAAUGCAAGAUCCUAAGGUCAAGAUGAAGCUAAUGAACCUGGGACAUGCUCAAAGUGAGGAAACAAGGAAGAAAAUUCGAGUAGGCGUUCGUCUCGGUUGGGAAAGGCGACGUGAGAAGCUGAUGGUGCAGGAGGCUUGCCACCAUGAAUGGCAGAAUUUAAUUGCAUUGGCUGCGAAAAGGGGCCUUUCAGUAGAGGAGGAACUGGAAUGGGACUCUUACAAAAUUUUGAAUGAAGAGCUCGAGAAGGAGUGGCUUGAGCAGAUGAACAACCCAAAGAGUAAGGGGAACAGGCGGGCUCCCAAGUCGGCUGAGCAGAAGAGGAAGAUUUCCGAGGCCAUAUCUGCCAAGUGGGCUGAUCCUGAGUACCGAAAUCAGGUUCGAAAUAGUAUGAUUAAAUACUAUAGCACUCGAGAAGGCGUAGAAAGGAGACCGAGGAGAAAUCCUAGUGGCGAUGGGCUGCCCCGAAAGAGAAGCCCAAAGAAUGAUGCUGUGAGUGUUCGUAUGAGCCCAUUUGAACGAAUCAGAUCAAAGAGAAGUAAAACACCAUCAUACAAGGAUCCAUUAGCGAGUUCCAAGCUGGAGAUGUUGAAACACAUCAGGGCUCAGAGGGCUUCUUCUGUGGAUAAAAGAAGUGUAGCCAUCACAAGGGCAAGGCUUUUGAUUGCCGAAGCUGAGAAAGCUAUAGAAGUACUCGAAAUAUCGGCCAAGAUGAACCCUCUUGCUGAGGCCUCGUUACUCGAAAGCCGUAUGCUAAUAGCUGAAGCUAAUCAGAUCAUCGAGUCCAUUGAUGGCCCGAAAAUGAUCCCUUUUGAAAAUGGCGAAAGUCUUUCAAAAUAUUCAACUGCCCCAGAACCCAUAAUCUUCGAAUAUGUAAAAGUGAACGGAGUCGAAAGCAAAUUUGAAAACAUGAAUUCGAACGAUUUCUUGUUCCCUAAUCUGGUAAAUGGGAAAGCUUCAAGUUCUUUUGAUGAAAAGCUUCAGCACAUGACGGGUUCGAAUGGCCACUUUUCACUACAAUCCAAGGAUCUUGGUGGUGUCCAAGCAGAUUCUAGUGGCAGCUCGAUUGAAGGAUUGGAGUGUAGCUCGGAAAAUAUUGAAGGACCGGAAAAACAAAUUAUAGUAACCAAGAAAUGGGUACGUGGACGACUGAUUUCGGUUGAAGCAGAAAGCUAG